Molecule: messenger RNA, 624 nt
Organism: Aspergillus melleus
Lineage: Eukaryota; Fungi; Ascomycota; Eurotiomycetes; Eurotiales; Aspergillaceae
Exons: 3
Coding region: 1-624 (207 amino acids)
Molecular function (GO): ubiquitin-like protein transferase activity
Source: RefSeq, a predicted model, not a curated record
AUGGCUGCUCCGACCCUCCUCGCCUUUCCCUCCCUCUCGCCAGAGGAGUUUCAAGACGCCUGUCGCGCGUUUGUGGCCCGUGUUCACGCGGUGGGCACCUCAACCGUGGGGUGGUCGUCCAUUCGGCUGACACAGCAGGUAUCUCUCCUCAAUGACUCUGUCGGCCCGGUUCUCAAGAUCUCGCGGAACAUUGACCAUGUCGGGUUGCGUCCAUGCGACACCGCAAGCCCCGUAGAUCCCGAGGAAACGCAACUGGAGGCUACCGAGGACGAUCUUGAGGCCAUCGUUCGCCCCCCCGAUUCCAACGCCACUCUACAGGUAGAUUAUGAGAUCCUCCUUUCCCCCACGUACCAAGUACCCGUUCUAUACUUUAUGCUGCGGCGGGGUAACCAUCCCGGUCCGAUGGAGAUAGACGCAGUCUACCAUUACCUCGUAGCGGACCAGUACAGAAAGGAGCUUCAAGCAGUCGGUGUCAUGGGCGGCAUUAGUCUUGGCGUAGGUGCAGCGGACAAAUCCCCGAGAAUCCCUACUCCCGUGUGCCAGAGCUCAUAUUUCCGUAGUACCACCCACAGUCCAAUACCCCCGUUUUCUUCGUUCAUCCAUGCAACACGCCAGACGCAAUGA